Molecule: messenger RNA, 2052 nt
Organism: Theobroma umbraticum
Lineage: Eukaryota; Viridiplantae; Streptophyta; Magnoliopsida; Malvales; Malvaceae
Source: RefSeq, a predicted model, not a curated record
GGUGGCCUGAAUUGUUGAGGAGGAAAACUUGUUUACAACGUCAAGUUUUUAUCUGCUUUUUCCCAUUUCCAAUGCAUCAAAUUCGAAACGCUUGCGAUGGCUCUGGAGCACAUGGUGACUGAAGAAAGGGAGGUCUUUGGUGCACCUGCCGUGGACCCAAAGAGCCAUCUGUUCGAUCGGAUGGUAUUAAACAAAAGGCCCUGGUUCAGCACGACAGGCUUCAAUCACAAGCCCAUUUGCUUUCAUUUAACUUUUGGCAAAGGCAGGCCAGAGAGUUUUUUUUUAAAAAAAGAAAGAGACAUGUUACCUCCACGCUAACGAAGCAAACCUCGUCCUUCGCAAUUAAGUAUGGUGCUUGCAGAUGUGGGAAGGAAUGGCAUAUUCUUGGCUCUGUUGCGAUUUUAAAAGGGUUUCCUUUUUGUUUUUGGCCCUUCUCCGAGCCAACACACAGCCCAAGGAUUGAAACAAAUCUUGGAAAUCGGGGCCAUGGAAGUUAAAAGGGUCCGAGUCCGACUCUUUUCCGGUUCGUUAUUCGGGUCUGAAGAUCCUUAACGAGAAAUUGGCGCACGGCGAUGGAGGAAACAAAAUUUUUCAUUCAAACUGUAAAUCGAAACAAAAAUGGUGGAAGCAGAUUUAAUUGACCGGUGAAACUCUUAAACCCAAACCAGAUCCGCCCCCAAGAAAAAGCGAGAGCAGAAGAAAAAACAGAAUGGAGAAGAAACAAAGCAACCCAAAGGAGUGGUUGAAUCAAAUGGUAGGAGAGCCGUAUUAUCUCACCCAUUUCCUCGCUUUCUUCUCUUAUUUCAUCGUUCGCAGCUCUGCUUCCCUCGCCCUUUCUCCUCACAUCACUCAGCUUCUCUUUUAUCGGGAAAUUCAAGCUAUUCUGGCAUUUUUUAUGCUGAUUGCAUACAAGAUGGUAAGAGAAGAAACAUGGGAGGCUUUUGUUGCUGAUACGUUGUUUUUUGGAAAGAUUUUGCUUGUUGCCCUUACUCUAAUCGUGGACUACCACUUGACUUUGUGGUACAUAGUGGUGUUUUCAGUGUUUUGUUUUGCUGUCCUUACAGUGAUAUAUGUUUUAACACAGCAACCUUCUUACCAAGAACUAGGUACUGCUAGUAAAUUAACACCAUUGCAAUUGGAAGCCUUGCUAACUGAAGGGAACCCAUCAAGAUUUUGGCUGGGAAUGCUGGUAUUACAAAUGAAGACAGAGAUUGCACUGGUAGAGUUCCGUGCUUCAUUUUCAUCUGGUUGCAGACGUGCAAGUCGGUGCUUUCCUGAGCUGUCAAUCACAUAUUCAAACAAAAAUCUAUCAUUUGGAAUAGUUGAUCUUGGACUUUUUCCAAAUGCUGCAGAAAAAUUUGGAAUAUCUCCUGGUGGGAGCAUGGGACAGCUUCCUACAUAUAUAUUAUUUGAGAAUGCUACGGAGGUCACACGCUUUCCUGAGUUUAAUUUCGAAGCAAGGCCUGCUCCUCCUAUAACUAAGAGGCUUCUUUCUCGCCAUUUUGAGCUUGAUCGGCAUCUUCUUGAAUAUGUAAACGGAAAAUAGCUGAUUCAUGUAGGCUACACGUAGCAUUUGCAGACUUGAACUUGUGAUUCCUACUUUUUGAAUGAUUAGAGAUGGUCUUACAGCUAAAGAGCACCAGGAACUAUUGCAGCCACAUUAGGGAGUAGAUAAUCAACCAAGCUUCCUGUAUAACUACCAAAUGGAGGUCAACAUUCCUGUUUGUUCCACUUUUCGACUCAUGUGAUUGAUUGGUGGAUUUUGUUAUUGGCAUUCUUUAAAUGUAAACGUCAAGAGUGGAAUGUGAAAACAUGCUUCUGCCUUUGGAAUAAGCAUGUGAAAACGUGCUUCGUGCUGAAUGUUCUGCAUUCCAGCAAUUCUUUUCUCAUUUUCUUGUUAAGGGAUAACCCCUGAAGAAAUUGAAGCACCAAUUCUAACAUUAGCCGCUACAUGGCAUGACGAUAAUUCUUCAUCCGUGUUUAACUUUUUGGCCCUGAAGAAAAUCAAGCAACUCAAGUCAAUUUCUAGGGCUUCUAGGCCUGCUCAUGGGU